Molecule: messenger RNA, 1692 nt
Organism: Carica papaya (papaya)
Lineage: Eukaryota; Viridiplantae; Streptophyta; Magnoliopsida; Brassicales; Caricaceae
Product: Rhodanese/Cell cycle control phosphatase superfamily protein
Source: RefSeq, a predicted model, not a curated record
UCGCUCGCGGGGAAGACAGAGGAAGCAGAGUGUGUAUGCGGGCGGCACCCCAAAAGGCUAUGCUGAGGUGCAGAUCACCUACAUUGCUCACGCUCAGGAUGCUACUAUCAUCUCCUUCUACCUCAAGGAACCCUAACACUAACUCGAAUCUCACAUGCAAACCCACCUCUCGUAUUCCCAAAUCAUUUCAUCGUUCAAGUGAUCUCAGUCUCUUCUCAAACCCUCACCCUUUCCGCCAAACCAUGGCACUCGUCAACUGCUGCUCCAGCAAUACCACCCAUACGGUGCCCAUCUCGACUGCACCCGAGUCCGGAAAUCCGGAACCCGACUCUGUUUCUGGGUCUCUCGUCGUGGUCUCCUUCUAUAAGUUCGCUGAUUUUCCUGAUCAUGCUGAUAUGCGAAAACCAUUGAAGGAGCUUUGUGAGGAACUGCGUGUUUCAGGUGGUAUCAUUCUUGCACCAGAGGGGAUCAAUGGUAGCAUAUGUGGGACUCCAGAAUCGGUGGAAAGAGUACUUGGAUUUAUCCAGAGUGAUAGCCGCCUAAAGGGACUGAGGCAGGUGGAAUCACCUGUGACUCCUGAAGAGGAGGCCAUCCACCAUGGACACACUAGCAGUUCUCCUCUUGCAGCAGGGGAAGAUGCACCCUUCCGAUGGGAUCAUGUCCGUGUCAAAUUGAAGAAAGAGAUUGUUACUCUUGGGAUGCCGAGUGUGUCACCAAAUGAAAAGGUUGGAAAGUAUGUGAGCCCAAAGGACUGGAAUGCAUUAAUCGGCGAUCCAGAAACGGUGGUGAUUGAUGUUCGUAAUGAUUAUGAAACUAGAAUUGGGAAGUUCAAAGGAGCAGUUGAUCCAUGUACUUCAGCAUUCCGUGAGUUCCCGUCCUGGGUGGUGGACCAGUUCCAGCUUGGCAAAACAAAAAAUGAGCAUGCAAAGGUUGAGGCAGAGGCCACAGAUGCAAGCACCAAUCAGGACACAGAAGUUCCAAAUGAGAAAAUGCCACAGCGGGUUGCAAUGUAUUGCACAGGAGGAAUUCGAUGUGAGAAAGCUUCAAGUUUUCUCCUCAGCAAGGGUUUCAAAGAGGUUUAUCACUUGGAAGGUGGGAUUUUGAAGUACCUGGAGGAGGUUCCUAAAACGGAGAGCAUGUGGGAAGGUGAGUGCUUUGUGUUUGACAAACGAGUGUCAGUGGAGCAUGGUCUGGUGCAAGGAAGUUUCAAGCUUUGCUACGGGUGCAAGCAACCAGUUAGUGAUGCAGACAUGGAAGCUCCGGAAUGGGAGUAUGGAGUAUCUUGCCCAUACUGUUAUUCAUCGAAAUCUGAAGAAGAGAAAGAGAGGGCUAGAGCUCGGCAGAGGCAAUUCGAGACCUGGGGCAUUAUCGGUGGCCCUGACAAGGGUAGGCGACCAACGUGAUUCACCCUCAGUAUAACUAAUCUAGAGCAUUAUAUUCACUGAAAAAUGAAUUGGUACAUGUAUUUUGACUUGUUUCUUUCUCAUUGUUGAUGAAUGGCAUGUGUUUUUGUGGUUGUAUAACUGAGUGUAACUAAGGGAAAACCUUGUCUUAACCACAAAUCUAGAUUUGGGGUGAAUGGAAGAUUGGGUUUUGUUAAGGGGAUUAGAUCAAGCUUCAAAGAGUCCUGUUUCUUUUAUGGGUGAUCCAUGCUCCCUAUCCAAUGUAAGGCAUUGCCAAGUUCCAUUUUCA